AUGGCCUCACUCUCUUUACCGUCACUACUCUUCGCGGGCGCAUGCCUUGUUUCCUCUGCUACCGCAGCAAUCGAUAGUCAGCUGGUUGGGACGUGGUCGACGAAGUCGGGAAAGGUCAUAACGGGUCCGGGCUUCUAUAAUCCCGUAAACGACAGUUUUAUCGAGCCCAGUCACACUGGCAUUUCAUACUCCUUCACGGCCGAUGGAUUCUAUGAGGAGGCGUAUUACAGGGCCGUUUCAAACCCUGCGGACCCAUCAUGCGUCCAAGGAAUCAUGCAAUUUCAACACGGCACCGUGACAAUGAAUACUGACCUCUCACUAUCCUUUGAACCAAUUAAGGUGGACGGACGACAACUUUCAUCUGACCCUUGCACGUCAAAGAACGGACAAUAUGCUCGCUACAACCAGACUGAGACGAUGGCGAAAUGGCAAGUCUACAUAGACCCCUACACGAAAAUGACACGCCUCGACCUCUACGCAUUCGACGGCAAGAAGAUGAAUCCCAUGUUCUUAGCCUACAGCCCUCCCGUCAUGCUUCCUACACAAACUAUGAACCCCACGCCGACGGCAAGCGCCAGUACCACUGGAAGCUCGAAGAAGAGAGACUUGGGGGGCUCAGACAACGAGCAGAUGCCUAUGCCAAUGAACAAGGACUCGCAUAUCCACGCCACUCCAGCGCCCUUGCCUCUUAUGCAUCGAGUAGACCUUAACGUGGUCUGGUGGACGGGAGUAGCGAUGAUUGUUUUUGGCGGGACUGCGUACUUCUUAUAG
Lachnellula hyalina is the source of this 771-nucleotide messenger RNA. It is a transcript of the gene rot1, whose product is annotated as Protein rot1. NCBI's taxonomy places the organism in Eukaryota, Fungi, Ascomycota, Leotiomycetes, Helotiales, Lachnaceae. The transcript has 4 exons. The coding region runs from base 1 to 771 and encodes 256 amino acids. Gene Ontology annotation, biological process: 'de novo' protein folding. The record is from RefSeq and is a predicted model, not a curated record. Gene Ontology annotation, cellular component: endoplasmic reticulum; endoplasmic reticulum membrane.